CAACGAGACGUGCACCUAUAAUGGACAGAAAAGCUUUUGUCUGGACAUUUUUCUUCUUAGCAAACGUCAUCCAUAUAGGACAUCUCAACCCAGCCGUAGGUUUUAGUGCUUUACUAACGCAUGACACGUACCUAGGCAACAAACAGGCAGUUAAAUAUAACAAAGUCAUCACUAAUUAUGGCAACGGAUAUGACAAAUGGUCUGGACACUUUAAAGCUCCGAUGAAAGGAUUGUAUGCCUUUUCCUGCUCUGUUAUGGCUAUUAACACCCAUGCUUUACAUAUCGAAUUGGUUAAAAAUGGUCAAGUGGUAUCUACAAUUUACUCCAAUCCUUCGUCCUAUGAUCAGGCUUCGGAGACUGUAGUCUUAGCUUUAAAGAAAGGAGAAAAAGUCUGGGCAAGACAGGCAUAUGGAGGGCGGCAUGUCCGUGGAAGUUUUAAUUUGUUUACAGGAUAUCUUAUUUCAACACAGAUUUAA
Messenger RNA from Saccostrea cuccullata (small rock oyster), 476 nucleotides. Its product is annotated as complement C1q tumor necrosis factor-related protein 3-like. The transcript is spliced from 2 exons. The coding region runs from base 21 to 476 and encodes 151 amino acids. Gene Ontology annotation, molecular function: protein binding. The record is from RefSeq and is a predicted model, not a curated record. Lineage: Eukaryota; Metazoa; Mollusca; Bivalvia; Ostreida; Ostreidae.